AUGACCCUGCAGGUUGCAGAUAGCUCAGUGAGAAGACCUCGAGGAGUGGUUGAGGAUGUUCUAGUUCGAGUUGACAAACUUAUCAUUCCAGUGGACUUUGUGAUUUUAGAUGUGGACGAUGAUGUUGACGUCCCAUUGAUUUUCGGUCGCCCAUUCCUUAACACUUCUGGUGCUUUGAUUGAUGUCAAGGGAGACCAGAUGACCUUGAGGGUUGGAGAUGAACAAGAGGUUUUGGCUCUAAAUCCCUUGGACGAGUACUUGGAGGGGUUCGAGAUCAAUGAGGUUGAGGCCAAGGUCCCCUCUCCUCCAUCAACUCACAAAGUAGCCCAAAUGGAGGCUAGCCCACCACCUCAUGGACAUAAAAAUAAAAUGGUGAAGAAAGUGUGGAGAAAAGCGAAUGGUAACAACACUUUGCUAAAGAAUGGAGGUAACUCUCCACCAUAUGUUCCACCAUGA
Dioscorea cayenensis subsp. rotundata (Guinea yam) is the source of this 456-nucleotide messenger RNA. RefSeq lists its product as uncharacterized. The coding region runs from base 1 to 456 and encodes 151 amino acids. The transcript is spliced from 3 exons. Lineage: Eukaryota; Viridiplantae; Streptophyta; Magnoliopsida; Dioscoreales; Dioscoreaceae. The record is from RefSeq and is a predicted model, not a curated record.